This is a messenger RNA of Pseudovirgaria hyperparasitica, 984 nucleotides long. RefSeq names its product putative pectate lyase A. The transcript has 4 exons. The record is from RefSeq and is a predicted model, not a curated record. Gene Ontology annotation, molecular function: pectate lyase activity. Lineage: Eukaryota; Fungi; Ascomycota; Dothideomycetes; Acrospermales; Acrospermaceae. The coding region runs from base 1 to 984 and encodes 327 amino acids.
AUGAAACUUCUGUCUGUUCUAGCUGUUUCCGCUCUGGCCGGCCUGUCAGUGGCUGCGCCGACAAGAGUUGAGGAAGAGAAGCGUGUGGUCUUGGACAAACGUGCCGCUGUCACUGAGACUGCCACCGUCGGUUAUGCCACUCUAAACGGAGGCACAAGUGGGGGCAAAGGUGGACCGACUACUACUGUGAGCACAUUAGCUCAAUUCACUGCUGCCGUCGCCGAUGAUACUGCUCGUAUCGUUGUUGUAAGUGGCACAAUUUCUGGCACUGCGGGCCAGACGAAGAUCGGCUCCAACAAGACUGUUAUCGGCAAGGACAAGAACGCAAAGUUGAUCGGUAACGGCGUCUUGGUUAAGGGGAAAAAGAAUGUAAUUAUUCGUAACCUGACCAUCCAAAAGGUUUUGGCUGCAAAUGGAGACGCCCUUGGCAUCCAAACAUCUCAGAACGUCUGGAUUGAUCACGUCGAUCUCUCUUCGGACAGAGAUCACGACAAGGACUACUACGAUGGUCUUUUGGAUAUCACCCACGGUGUUGACUACGUCACUGUUACGAACAGUUACAUUCAUGACCACUGGAAAGCUUCUCUCGUCGGCCACAGUGAUAGUAACUCGGCGGAAGACAAGGGACACUUGACGGUGACCUAUGCAAACAACUAUUGGAAAAACCUAAACUCACGCGGGCCUUCAUUCCGUUUUGGUACUGGCCACAUCUUCAACAAUUUCUAUGAGACCGUCAGCGAUGUCAUCAACACUCGCCAGGGCGCUCAGCUGCUCGUCGAGUCCAAUGUAUUCACUGGGUCCAAGAAACCUCUGUACUCGACUGACGCUGGGUUUGCCGUGUCGAAAGAUAACGACUUUGGUGGGGAGUCCAAUACAGCACUGGCUGGGACGCUCAAUACCGUGCCAUAUACAUACAAGACUCUCGGGUCUGCCAAUGUCAAAGCCGCUGUUGUUGGAACUGCCGGUGCGACUCUCAAAUUCUGA